AUGGGCUUCAAGAGUUUGACCCUUUUGGGUCUUAUCUCUCUUGUGGCUCUUACCGGAGCAAAAUUACGUUGGAAAUGUGAACUAUUCGAUACGAGUCAGGAGACAUCAACACGUACAACAUUCGUUGAAUUCGUCAAAGGAGAAGAACCAAAAGUUCCAGUAGUUCCGAAUGGUCCGAAUCCACGUCCACCACGAUCCCCCAAGUGUAGACCAAGACCAAAAAAUGGAACUGUUGGACCAUCGACAGGAACAGAAAAGCUGACUAUUGAGAAGAGCAAAUCUUUGAUUCAAUCUGAUGUUCCUGGUGUUUUGGCAUCCGGAGAUACGGAUCUACCACAUGUAAAGUAUCAAAGAAAAGAAACUCAUCAGUCGUUGGAUUUGAAUAUUGGACCAGGAUUUGAGGAGAGCAAUGAUCCAUAUGGAAGGAGCAAACAGCCAGUUCCAAAAUUAUUCCGUCCCGCCCACCUGAAAGGAGCCGACGAACUCGACAAACCCCUUACUGAGCAUUUGGACGAGAACGUCAUGCCUGACUUUGAGUUGGAUGAUGAUGAGUCACCACCAAUUGAACAAGAUCUUCCAUGGUGUCCAGAAGAAACCGACGACGAUUGUGAAACUGUGGAUCUUGAGAAGUUGUCGGUAUCGGAACUUAUUGAACUGAAACAGAGAUGUGAAACGACAGUGAGUGCUAAAAGACAAGAACUUAUUGAGAAGCUGAUAAAAACGGAACGGGGUCAGCCGGAAGUCCCGAAACCUGGCCAAUUUGUUGUGAGCCCGCCCACAGGGAACAUCAACUGUACAACCAGUCCAUCAAAGUUGAAGGAAACUGAUCUAGAAAAGUAUCGGAAAGAAUGUCCAUGUGAAGAAGAUCAUUCGAAAAUGUCAGAGGAAGAGUUUGCAAUUUUCAAAAAGGAAUGUCUAGAUCCUAUCGAGAUUCCUGGAACCCCACAUAAUCUGGUGAGGAAAAACGGAAGAUGUGGAUCAUCGCAGACGAAGAUCAACGAAAUGAGGGAACAAGAAUACAAAUUGUUUGUCAAGGAGUGUUUGGUGAAUCCGAAUAUCGAUUUGAAGAAGAUCAUAAUAAUCAAACCUGGUCCAGAUUGUAAGGAUGUUGAUGUGAAGGGAAUGGGCAAGAUUGAGUUGGGCAAAUACCAGAAGAAGUGUCUUACUACAAGAAACUGUGAUGAUAUGGACACAUCGAGCAUGGAUGAGAAAGAGUUGACUCGAUUCAAGAAGAUGUGCUCUCCAGUCAUUCGGAAAACAAACAACUUGUGUGAAGAGGAAAAUGUAGAUGCUUUAGAUGACGUGGCAUUCGAAAAGUAUAAAAUUGAAUGCAUUCUGGGCGAGACACCGUUCGAUUGUGACAGUGUGGAUCCAAAGACAUUGAGUGAUAGAGAGCUGAGAAUGUAUCUGAAAGAGUGUCCUGAUCCACGAUCUCCACCUCCUGUGAACUCAAGAAUGAAUUGCAAGAAUGUGAACCCAGAUGAGUUGAGCAAUGCAGAAUACAAGAAGUAUGAGAGAGAUUGUCUGGAGAAAUCUGCAGGUGAAUGCGCUCGAAUUGAUCCGCAGACACUGAAUGACCAAGAGCUAAACCGGAAUGUUUUUCAGUACAAAAAAUACGAGGAAGAAUGUCUCAACAAGGAAUCGAAUUGCACACUUGCGGACCCUCGAGAAAUGACAGACGAGCAAUACACAAGAUACGAAAGAGCUUGUCUGAAGAAAUCCACCGAUUGUAAGGAUAUCAAUGUGAAGGAUCUGACCGAGGUGCAAUACAGAAAGUUUCGAAGGGAUUGUCUCCGAGAAAAUCCAGAAUUCGAUUGCAGCAGCAAAAAUGUGGAUGAAAUGAGUGAAAAAGAGUAUUCUCGAUAUCGGAAAGAAUGUUUGGAAAACCAAAGAGAUUUCAACUGUAAUGACGUUCAACCAAAGAAGCUCACUCAGAAACAGUUGAAGCGAUACAUGAGAGAAUGUGUGAGAGAAUCUUCUGAUUGUCAAGACCAGAACGUGAAGGAAAUGAGUGAAACAGACUAUGAGGAAUAUGUCAAAAAGUGUCUGAAAGAGGAUUCUAAGAUCGAUUGCUCAAACGUCAAUCCAAAUCAACUAACUGGAGAUGAACUGAGAAAGUAUCAACGGGAAUGUGAACGCUUUGACUGUAACGUCAAUUUGAAUGAUCUGAGUGAAGCCGAAUACAAGAAGUAUCUGAAACAUUUUAGAGAAGAUAAUCCGAGUUUAGAUUGUUUAAAUAUCAAUCCAGAUGAUUUGAAAGGAGAGGAACUCGAGAGGUACAACGAUGAAUGUCUGUCUGGAAUUGAUUGUCAAGUAGCAAAACCAGAGAAAAUGAGUACGAAAGAAUACAAGAUGUUCAUGAGACACUGUGUCAAGAACACUCUCGAUUGCACCAGUGUCAACGUGAAAGAUCUCAGCAAUACAGAUUACGAGAAGUUUAGAACGGACUGUCUGAAGAUAGAAUCGGAUUGUUUGAAUAUCGACACUUCCAAGUUGAACGACAACGAGUACAAACAAUACAAAAAGGAGUGUCUUGAUGCCGAAAGAGAUGUGAAUUGUGAUUCUGUGAACCCCAAUAAGCUGACCAGAGAACAAUAUCAGCUGUACGAGAAGAAAUGUCUGGAACGAAUCUCGUCUGAAAACUGUGUAUCUAUAAAUCCGAAUGAAUUGAGUGAUGAUGAUUACGAGAAGUACAGAAAAGAUUGUCUGAAACCAAGGGCGCGAUUCGAUUGUAAAACUGUAAAUGUGCAAAAGUUGAGUGAUAAGGAAUACAAGAAAUACGAACAGGAAUGCCUCGACAGACCAAGGAAUUCCGAUUGUGAUUCUGUUCGUCCUGAUGAGUUGAACGAGAAAGAGAUUGGGAAAUUAAUUAAUUUUCAGUACGCCAAGUACCAGAGAGAAUGUUUGGGAACUGGUAAACCAGCAGGUUGUCGCAAUGUGAAUCCGGAUAAUUUGAGCCGAGAGGAAUACCGAAAGUAUGAGAAAGAAUGUCUUCCAUCGUCAUCUCCAGACUGUGAUGGCGUUGUUGUUGACAAUCUGAAUGAUGAAGAGUUUGCAAGAUACAAGAAGAGAUGCUCUUCCCGAGUCCCUCGUCCCCCUGGUGAAAGUGUGGAUAUCACAAAGAUCGUCCGAUUCAACGAAUCAUCCUCUAUUCCUCCAGGAGUAACAGCUGAAGCAUGUCAAAAUGCUGAUGUGGAAAAAAUGACCAAUUAUCAGUACAACCAAUACAAAAAAUACUGUCAAGUUAACUUCGAAGGAACAGAUUGCGAUGAAGUACGAGUGGAUAAACUGAGUGAGGAGAAACUUCAAGAAUACGUUGCAAAAUGUGGCUUGUUCUGUGGAAUCGAGAGAAAAGAAGCUCUCUCCAAAAAGUAUCAAAGGAUAUAUGAGGAAAGAUGUGAAGGAGAUUCAAACGAAUUGGAGAAAGACUGCAAAGAUAUUGCCAUUGAAAAACUUGGAGAAAGAAUGUACGCGGACUUUGCUGAAAAAUGCCUAGAACCAAUCAACGCAUGCUCAAUGCUCAAGUCUCGUCGUCUCGUUCGAAAAGUCUACAAUGAGUACCGAUUGAGAUCGGAUACUGAGAAAAUGACGUUGGAAGAGUACAAGGACUACAAGAGAAGGUGUGGAAAGGGAAGAAAGGAUUGUGAUGAUGUAAAUGUAGAAGAGCUCAGUGAUCAGGAAUUCAUACGAUACAAGAAACAGUGUCUGUUGGAUACCAUGAAUGAGGAUUGCAAAGAUAUCAACGUGGAUGAAUUAGCUAAAGAAGAAUACAGAAGAUAUUUGAAGAAAUGUGGAAGACUUCUACCUUCAGAAGUUACUGAUGGCGAUUGUGGUUCUGUUGAGGUCAUGGAACUGACUGAUAACGAGGAUAAUGACCAGGUGCUGGACGAACGUUGCCCGAAAAUGGCUCCGGAAUCUGGCCAGCAAGAAUUCCGAGAAUACAUGAAACGAUGCCCUGACCAUUCCUCCGACUCAAUCCAAAAAUGUAAUACUCUUGACUGGAGGGCUAUGUCGCGGAAGGAAUAUCUGGAUUUCCUGAAGGUGUGUCCACCGGAAAAAUCAUCUGAUAGAAUGACACCGCCUGGCGGAGAAUCCUCCAAGAACUGUUCCGGAAUGGACGUGGAGAAGAUGACGGAGGAAGAAUUCGAGCAGUACCGAAAGAAUUGUAUUUCAAUCCGGAGAACAACAAACUCAGACUGUGAUGAUGUAGAUGUGAAUGCUCUAUCGGAUGAGGAGUACAGAAUGUACGAGAGGAGAUGCGGAACGCCACGUGGACCGGAUUAUCCGGAUAGUCCUAAUAGACACAACUGCACUGGAGUCAAUAUUGAAGAGCUAACCUCGAAAGAGUUCCGUGCCUACAAAAAGAGAUGCCUGACUAUUCGGAAGACUCCAGAUUGCAGUGCAAAGGAUACCAGUCAACUGUCUGAUGAGGAAUACGAAGUCUACAGAAAGAAAUGUUCAAGUGGUGAACAUCCCGAAAAACCAAGAGAUGGAUGCUCUUCUGUGAAUGUCUCAGAACUUUCUGACGAAGAAUAUCGUGACUACAAGAAGAAAUGUCUAGAGAGGAGUACUUCGAAACCAGAUUGUGAUUACGUGAAUGUCAACAAUCUAUCUGAUGAGGAGUAUCGACUCUAUCGGAAGAACUGUGGAUCGUCAGGAGGACCUGUGGAAAUUGAGAAGAGUAUUGAGAUCGUCCCACCGCGAAGAAAUGGAGAAGACACACCAGAAUUGGAAAGAACUCCUGAAGAUCGUUUCCCUGAAAUACCUUCGGUUACAAUUGAGAAGACUGUCGUUGUAAAUCUUUCCAAACCACCACAAGGACCAGAUUCUAAUGACUGCACAUCAAUCAAUCCAAAUGAACUGUCCGAUUCGGAAUACGAAGAUUACAGAAGAAGAUGUCUGGAGAGAAAGAUUCCUAAGCCGGAUUGUGACGAUAUUGAUGUUAACAAAUUGUCCGAUGAGGAGUAUCUUGUCUACAAAAAUCGAUGUGGAGAGGAGUCUCCAGAAUCUCCACGUAAACCGUCAGUUACUGUGGAGAAAACUGUCAAAAUUGUAAACACGCCACCAAAUGAUGGAUCUUCUCCGCCAACUUCACCAAACAUUGAUGACUGCUCCAAUGUGAACGUGGCAAAACUGACCGAUGAUGAAUACGACGAAUACAGAAGAAAGUGCAUGUCAAUCAGGAAGAUUGUGCAGCCAGAAUGUUCGGAUAUAAAUAUUGAGGAGUUGGAUAAAGAAGAGGUGGGUUUGAAAUUUGUUGAUGUAUACCUCGCCUACAAGAAACGAUGUGGUCCUCCAGAUUCUCCACGAUCUUCAAAUGAUUGCUCAGAUGUGAGAGUGGAAGAGCUCACCCAUGAAGAGUACGCUCUCUACAAAAAGAAAUGCUUGAAGGGGAAACCACCAAGAAGGCCAGUAACUCCUGAUGAGAACUGUCGAAACGUUAACAUCAAUGAGCUGUCAGAGAGUGAAUACCGAGCAUUCAAGAGAAGAUGUGCAGAGAAUGUGACAGUUGAAAAGAUAGUAGUUGUUGGAAAAGAAUGUAAUAGGAAUACGGAUGAAAUGACGAAGGAAGAAUAUCAGAAAUACUUGAAGGAGUGUCCUCAAAAACCUCAAAUCGAGUUGACAAAGACUAUUACGAUUGUUCCAAGAGACGAAGAUGAUUGUUCCAAAAUAGAUGUGAACAGUUUGACAGAUGAAGAGUUCGUAUUCUACCAAAAGAAAUGUGGAGAUUACAAAAAUACCUUCCAGUUCAAUUGUAAUCAGGAUGUUACCAAAAUGAGUGAUGGAGAGUUUGAAAAGUUCCGAAAAGCAUGUGGAAAGAAGCCGUUUGACUGUGAGUCAACUGAUGUGGAUUCUCUAUCAGACAGGGACUACGCAAGAUUCUUGAAGGAGUGUGGAAAACGGCCAAUCUACAACUGUAAAAACGCGAAAGUGGAAAGAAUGAGUUCUGAUGAAUACGACGAAUACAAAAGAAAGUGUAAAAAGGUCACAACGAAGAUUCACACUGACUGUGAUCAAGUGAAAGUGGAAACUUUGAGUAGAAAAGAGGUAAUAGUUGAAAGGUUGAACUUGCUUCAUUCUAAUCUUUUUUUUCUUUUUCAGUACGCCGAAUUCAAAGAACGAUGUCUGAAAAAUAUUCCGAAAAGGCCUACAACAACCAUCCGAAAGCGAGUCGAUUGUUCGAUUGUGGACGAAAGUAUGAUGACUGACGAAGAAUAUGCAGAUUUUAAGCAGAAUUGUAAUGUGAAAGUCACCACUGAUCGAUACCGUCCAGGAGAAAAUAUGAUUCUAACGAAGAAGGUCGAGAUUCGAACUGGAAAGGAAAAGUUCAGUUGUUACGAUCAGGAUGUGGAUCAGAUGUCCGACGAGGAAUAUGCUACAUUUGAGAAGAAGUGCUUGGCAAAUCCACACUUCAGAUUCGAUUGUAGCACUGUCGACACAACGAAUCUAUCCAGAGAAGAGUAUGCCAAAUACCAACGAGAGUGUCCAACACGACCAGAGAAAACCAUUUUGAUUAAGACAUUGAUAGUCAACGGAUCUAAUGAAGUUGUGAAAAAUGGAUGCUACAAUAGAGAUGUGGAUGGAAUGAGCAAUGAAGAAUACGCGGAUUACGAAGUCAGAUGUCUUGGAAGAGAACCAGUUCCGCUCCCACAACUAGAAAGAAAGACUUCUUUCGAUUGUCAUAAUGUGGAUUUGUCGAAGCUUUCUUAUCCAGAGAUCGAAGAACACAUCAAACGAUGUCGUACACGAGAAACGGCCUCAACUCCACCUCCUCCGCGUCGUCAAUCUCUGAAAUGUUCUGAUGUGAAAACCGAUGAUUUAAAUUUAAAUGACAAAGCAUAUGCAAAAUGGGUCAAAGAAUGUCUGCCUACUCCGGAUCUCAAGCUCAAAAAAAAAAUCAUUAUUCCUCCAACUCCAGAAGAACCACGCUUGAGUGGAGGAGAAACGGUACGAGUGGAGAAAAUUGAAAUCUACGAACAUCUUCGACCGGAUGAUGAUGAAGGAUAUUGGAAAGGGAAUGAAGAUUUUGGAGUCAGAGUUUUGACUGGAAUCAAAAAGAUGGUGAUCACGGGAAGGCCUGAUGAAGAUUCUGAAUCCGAAGCAGGAGUCAUUCUUGUGAAGAAAGUGAUUCACAAGAUUCCUGGCAGACGACGUCCAUUCGAUGUUGAUAAUGGAAUCGAUGAGGGCGGAGUUAUCGAAGUAAAGAGAAUGAUCAUGAAGACAACCCAACCAGAACCAGAUGUCGAUGAAUCUGAAGAGUUUGAGGAGAUUCUCAGAAGACCAAGAAAGAUUGUUGGGCCGAAGGAAGAAGUUGCUCUGCUAUCUGUAACUAAAAGGCAUCCACACUCGUACGGAACAAAGCAUCGUCCUGAGGAAGAAGAACCAACUGAAGUUGUGAAAUUGACAAAGAAUACAAAACAUCCAAAUGCGACGAUAAGAGAAGUCAGAAUCCGAAAACAUUUCGGAACUGGUGUUCCAGCUGAAGAGACUGUUGUUCAAGAAAUCGGAGGUCUAGACUUCAAGAUCACAAGGAAGACUGUGAUGAAACCACGCAAAGUUCGCAAGUUGAAAUCCACUACAACAACUACAACCACUCCUGCUGAGCCAGAAUAUUACUACGAUGAAGAAGAGGUUCCGGAAUACAUCACAUUGGUUCGAGUGGAAAAAUCCAGUCGUCCACUGAGAAAAACAAGGAGACCAGAGGAUGAAGAUGAUGAAUAUGUUGAUGUGAAGGAGGAUAAACCAAAGAGCUACAUCGAGUUCGAAGGGUUCGUCAAGGUUCACGCAGGUUCUCGAAAACUCAGAAAGAAGACAAAGUUCACAGAUUCUGGCGAAGAACCGGCUAUUCGGGAAGUCACUCGGACAGUGGUUCCUGGAACUGAAGACGAUGACUUCAAGGGUGUCAAAGUGAGAAGCCCUCGGAAGAGAGUGAUUUUGAUUCGGAAGAUUGCGGUCGAGGUACCAGAUGACGUCGAACAUGAAGUGACUGUGGUAAAGAAACUGAAGGUUCUAAAGUUCGGAAAUGAGGAAGUGGAGAAUUUUAAUGAUGAUGAUGGUAACGUGGAAGAUGAUGGAAAAAUCAUUGUAAGGAAUCGAAAACGAAAGUAUUGGUUCGAAGAUGGAAGGGAGCGUCCUGGAGAAGAUGACGAGAAUGAGGAAUAUGUGGAAGGUAGAAUCGCAGUCAAAGGAAGAGCUCCGAAAGCAUUUAGAUGGACCAACAGGCCAGUAAAGAAGGGAUCUGAUGGACCAACCGUCACUGAAAGGACUUCUCAGUUUUACAAAAUCGGAGGAUCAGAGGAAGACGAUGAGGAGAGAAGGAGAAGAAGAAGAAAGGAAGAGCUUCGUCCACGAGCUCUCGAAGAAGAGGAAGAAGAUGGAAUUAUCAGAAGAAGAAGGCCUGAUGAUGAAGAUGGAAGGCGUCCAAGACCACGUUUCGAGGAAGAGAGCGAAGAGUUCAGACAGAGGAAGCGCUUGAGACCAGGAUUCGAGGAAGAGAUUGAAGAGGAAGGAAAGAGGAAAAGAAAUCCAGGUGGACUGAAUGAAGACGUGAUCAUCAAGAAACUCUACAGACUUGGUCAAAAAACUCCAUUCGAAGAAAAUGAUGGUGAACCAAUCGUUCUGACAAGGAAAAAGAUCAUCAAGAACCAACCGAAUGACAUGAACGAGGAGGAGCCAGAUGAAAGUGGAGAGAUCAAACUUCAUAACAGAAGAAAGCUUUAUCGUAUUCCAGCUGGAGGAGGUCGACCUAAUGGAGACGAUGAUCAAGAGAUUGUGAAGAUCAAAAAGAAAACAGUUCAUCGGAUUGGGCCAAAUGGGGAAAGAGAAUAUGUUGAUGAAGAUGUUCCUACUGGUGGAUCAGAUACUGGAGAAGAUGAGGAGAUCAAACUUCUGAAAAGAAGGAAAUUCUAUAGAAUCCGUCCAGAUGGAAAGAGAGAAUUGACGAGAACGGAGGGGGUAGAACCAUCUGAUGGAGAAGAAGUCACUGUUUCCAAAAACAAAGUUCAUCGAAUUGGUCCAGAUGGCAAAAGAGAACUUGUCAGCGAAGAUGAACCCGGUAGAAAGCAUUCUUCGGUUACCAAUGACCAGCCGGAGGAUGAUUCUGAACAAGUGACACUGAAGAAAAAGAUCAAGAGACGUUAUCGUGUGGGUCCAGAUGGAAAACGAGAGCUAAUCGGAACAGAGGGAGAAGGAGAUAUUGAUAGAAUGUCCCAUGGAGAAGAAUCAGAUUUGAAAAUGAAAAGAAAAUCGUUUUCCUCACAAUCUGACGAUCAACCAGACGAUGAAAUGAACGAGGAGAGGGUUAUGAUGAAGAAAAAGAAGUUCUAUCGAAUUGGUCCAGAUGGAAAAAGAGAGUUGGUUCGAGAGGAAGAAGUUCCAUCAGGAGGAAUGCUGCAUCAGAAGACUUCAGGACUUCUCGGAGGUAACAAGAACACUUAUAGCCCGGAACCACUGAAUGAUGAGAGUGAUGAUGGAGAGGUUCGAAUCAAGAAGAGAAGAUUCUACAAAAUUGGUCCAGAUGGAAAGCGCGAGCUGGUGAGAGAAGAAGGCGGCGAUGUUGAUGGAUCAGAAUCUUCGAAUGGAAACGGAGAAGAAAGAAAAAUAAUUCAUAAGAAGAGAAGAUUCUAUAAAAUAGGUCCAGAUGGAAAAAGAGAACUUGUGAGAGAAGAGGAAGGAGGUGACGGAGGCAACAUGGACAAUAAAACAUCGAAAAAAUCUUCUGUGCCGAAUGACCAAUCAAAUGCCGACAUCAAGAUGGGAGCACCAUUGUCCGAUGACGUUAAACCUCUUCCUGGUAAGAAUACAAAUGUUGUAUUUAGCCAACGAGGAUUUUUUAAAGGAGGGCAUAUGCUAGUUCCCCGAGAGUCUGAAGAAAAAGAAAACGAGAAGAACAAGAGGAUGAGUGCAGAUAAUGAUGAUGAUGAUGAUGAUAAGUACACUUAUGAGAUGAAGCCACGUGUCAAACGAACAUAUGUUCUCGAUGGGCAUGGACGUCGGAAGCUAGUGGAUGAGACAACAGGAGAUGGUGAAUUUAAUAGUAGUUUUAUAAAUAUCAAACAUGAUUUAUUUUCAGAAAAAUCGAAUGUGGAUCUUGGAAAGCUGUUGAAGCCGAGACGAAGAAUCACAGAAACAGAGACAGUCGAUAAAGAACAUGUAAGUGUAAUUAUUGAAUUGAACUCGAAAUUAAAUGUUUUUCAGCAUGAAAGCAGAUACCAAAAAGUAGGAUCUACGAGAAAAACAAGAGCUUCUUCUGAACCUUCAUCCAGCGGAACUAGCCCUAAAACAAUGAACGGCAAGAUGCAGAAAUACCACAAAGACAAGAAUCUGAGGUCAGGCGGAAAGAGUGAAGAAGAUAUUCCUGAAGAGCAGUGA
Messenger RNA from Caenorhabditis briggsae, 10371 nucleotides. Lineage: Eukaryota; Metazoa; Nematoda; Chromadorea; Rhabditida; Rhabditidae. The record is from RefSeq and is a predicted model, not a curated record. The coding region runs from base 1 to 10371 and encodes 3456 amino acids. The transcript is spliced from 23 exons.